AUGAUCCUCAAUGGGGGUCUGGAGGAUCAUACCAAUCUUCGACGGAAAAAUAAUCGGAUACCUUGGAAACGGAUUCUCGUCAUCCUCUGCAUUUUCACCACCAUAAUCUUCUUACGGAGACGACAUCGCCUAUCUCUAUUCCCAUUCAAAGAGAAACCUCCCCCGGUAGUGCCUACGCGGGAUUGGGAGCACAGACCCUUGUCAGGGUGUUUUGACCCGGAACGGGUCGAGAGGACAGACUACAACCUCACUCAAUUCUUGGACUCUCGACCUCGGCAUACCUUGAAUGCAGGGAGUAACAUGAAAUUCGAGAUGGAGUGUUACGAUUUCGCGGGCACAAUCAGGCCUGACGAGAGGUACGACGACACGACGUCGUCCUUGAUCUAUCACACCUACUGGAGGAUGGACCUCUUGCCCUUUGAUCAGAGGGAAGGGUAUACAAUCGAUUCGUUCCUUGCUACGCAAGACCUUUCGAGGUCGAGGUUGAUCCUCUGGACCAAUGAUGCCGCGGGCUUGUCGGUCACUCCGGUCGUGGCCAAGUACUUGAUGGAUUGGCCAGGCGUCUUCGAAGUUCGAGAAGUCGAUGUGCGGGAGAUGACGGAAGGCACGGUCUUGCACCGGAUUGAGGCGCUCGAAGGCAUGUACGACGGGUCAGCUUGGGUGGAUGGGGAUGCGGUGAGGUUGUUGGCGUUGUGGAACCAUGGGGGGAUCUGGUUCGAUAUGGACGAGAUCUUGACGAGGGAUCUAGGCGUCUUGACGGAACACGAGUUUGUCACCCAGUGGGACUGUCGAGACGACCCAAAUCUCAUACUCAACGGCCAUAUCAUGCAUUUCCGUCGCCAGUCGCCCUACUUGUGCGAAGCGUUCCACAUCAUGGCCACCGAACCGGCCCCGACACCCAACUCGCUCGAUUGGGGAGCGUUCCUAUACCAGAAACUAUACCGCCGUUUGAUGCACGGCGGCGUCAAGCCGUUCUCGGUCCUUCCGUGGUGCUUUACCGACCCUCGCAAUUGUCACGACGAUAUCAGUUUUCCUAAUCCCUUCGAGAAGGAUCCGGGGUCUUGGAAGGGACUCAAUUGGUCUGAUCCGUCCGGCGAGGGUCCCAUCCGGGACGGCAGACAGCACCUGGAGAAGCGCAUAAACCAGAUCUGGAGCAUUCAUUUGCAUAAUCAAUGGAACAGGACGUUCCCAGAAGGUGGAUACAUCGAAAGGUUGUUGGAAAAACAAGCAGACGAAAUGGGCGUGCGAAAGAACAAGAGGAAUGCCUACAAUUGA
Filobasidium floriforme is the source of this 1275-nucleotide messenger RNA. RefSeq lists its product as uncharacterized. Bases 1 to 1275 code for a protein of 424 amino acids. The record is from RefSeq and is a predicted model, not a curated record. Gene Ontology annotation, molecular function: hexosyltransferase activity. Lineage: Eukaryota; Fungi; Basidiomycota; Tremellomycetes; Filobasidiales; Filobasidiaceae. The transcript has 2 exons. Gene Ontology annotation, biological process: glycosphingolipid biosynthetic process.